UUUAAGGGCAAUAUUCUUUAAUCCAAUACCUACCAUGUUAUUAAUAUUGCGGGAAUUCCGUAUGGUGCCUAUAAUGAUAUAAUAUUACUCUGACUAUCAUAAAUUUAUAACCACAAUGGCACAAACGUUCUGUAGUGUAGACAGUGUAGUGUUUAUAGUUUCGACUAGUUUCGAGAUUUUGGUCUCUCGUCUUUAAUUCUUUACACGUGUGAUUAUUACAAUAAAUUAUAAAAGUGUUCAACCUUUGAUUUAAAAAAAACAUAUUUUUAAGUGUCAUUUCACAUUUGUUAUGUCGAACGAUCAAUCAAAUAUUACUUUUACUGAUGACGAUAUUCAGUUGAACGACGAAACCGCUUUGUUAUUAGAAAAACUGAUAGAUCUAAAAGGCGAAUGUUUUGUCAACAUAUUUAUCGACUGUAGAAUUAAUGUUGAAAGUUUGAAGUACAUGACCACUGGGCAUUUGAACACUAUUUGUCCAUCCCAUCUCUUUGGACAACGUAUUAUUUUUGAACAUAACUUGAGAAAAUGGCAGGAACAAAUUGAUACCUGUAGCAAUAGCAGCUCUAUAAAUAGUAUAAACUCAAUUAAAUCUGUUUCAUGUAGUUCAAGCUCAUCAUCAGCAUCCAUGGAUAAAGAUAUGUUUGAUAUAGAAAGUAUUCUCAAGAAAUCACCCAAAGGGAAUAUAGUGCUACGUUAUUUUAAUAAAAAUAAUAUACUGUCGGAAGGUUGUAGAAAAAAUAUCGUUGAAACUGUUGUUGAGCACUUAAUUGAAAAUAAAAUACAUGCUUCUCCAAAAUGCAUGGAAAAUUUGCUGACAGUAUAG
This is a messenger RNA of Aphis gossypii (cotton aphid), 823 nucleotides long. RefSeq lists its product as uncharacterized. The record is from RefSeq and is a predicted model, not a curated record. Lineage: Eukaryota; Metazoa; Arthropoda; Insecta; Hemiptera; Aphididae. The transcript has 4 exons. Bases 290 to 823 code for a protein of 177 amino acids.